AUGGUAGGAGGAGACGGGGGCGAGGCAUGGGCGGAAGCGCUGGGAUCUGUUUCAGCCCCUGGCCACGAAGGCGUCCCCGCUCAGGUUUCCAAUAAAUCGGCCCUUCCGGGAGCCCUCCUCUGCUUACAUGUGUUCCACUUUCCGUGCACCCACACACGGCGCUCACAAAGACGCCAGCGCGCGACUGGGCUUUGUUCCCCUGACGCACCGGGUUGGUCGCUGAUUCAAUCGGUUCACCAGACUCCCUAUUCCGUGUUCUACUAA
Molecule: messenger RNA, 264 nt
Organism: Mesocestoides corti
Lineage: Eukaryota; Metazoa; Platyhelminthes; Cestoda; Cyclophyllidea; Mesocestoididae
Source: the annotation of a GenBank genome assembly